This is a messenger RNA of Exophiala mesophila, 966 nucleotides long. RefSeq lists its product as uncharacterized. The coding region runs from base 65 to 655 and encodes 196 amino acids. Lineage: Eukaryota; Fungi; Ascomycota; Eurotiomycetes; Chaetothyriales; Herpotrichiellaceae. The transcript has 2 exons. The record is from RefSeq and is a predicted model, not a curated record.
CGUCAUCGUCAACCUCAAAGCACCCACCACCAGAAGCCAACACCCCAAAGCAACUCUACCCAAAAUGGCAUCAGCAGUCCCCCCGCCUCCCACCAUUACAGUCGAAGCACCUUCCAAAACAACUCCACAAUCGAUUCCCGCCUCCGCAUCGACAAUACAAGCCCCGGCGGGCGCAACAAUUCCAAAAGCACGACCUACCAAACCCACUCUGGUCAGGUCAUGCUACCUAUGUGACGAGCAAAACCCAGGCGACUUUUCGCCCACGACCAAAUUCCUCGAGACUUGUCUACUGUGCUCGCGGCACUUUUGUCCCAUCCACAAGUCAGAGCAGUGGGAUACGGUCUGCAAUAUCAACCACAGCCAAUAUUACAAACAGUGUCUGGCCAAAGCCCGCGCUGAACUGCAAAGUCAGGGUAAAGAUGUCGAUAGUGCUGGGAACCGUGGUCUGGCUGAGUUGCUCAUCAAUGAGGGUAUAUACCCCAGUUUGGGCGAGCGGGAGAAGGCGAUUUUUUCGACUAGUCCGGUUGAUAACAAAAAAGUUCAAGAACUCGAACAAUACCGCAGUCUGGACGCUGCUUUGACCGGCUCCAGCACAAAACCCCGCAAUCAAUUGAUCGAGGAGCGGGAUGUCCUUGAGGCCGACAUUGCAGUCUAGAUGUGCUGUUCUUGUCCUGUCCUGUCCGGUCCUAUCCCGUCCUAUCCUGUCGCGUCGAGGUCGUGGGGAGCCAGCCAUGUUUACUAUGUAUAGCGAUAUGAUUGACAAAGAUAACAUGACUCGGGUUUAUCCUUUGAGUUUUGACAAGAGAGAACAACUUCGCUCCUGAUUUGGCAUGUGUUACAUGCAACUGCAAUUCUCUUGGUUCUGUAGUUAUGUAGACCAGUGCAGUGAGAUCAUUCCGAGUUGAUUCACGUGCAAAGUCUGGAGACUUGUCUUGUCUUCAAUCGACAUCCAGUCAAUCAAUCAAU